AUGAAGGCAGGGAUUUGGGCUGCUGUCUUGGGCAUGUCCCUUUGGACAGCUGGUGCCCUGGAAGUGAAGAUGGACCAAACCGACGAGAAUAGACAGAGAUGCUCAGGCAUGUACAGUCGCAGCGCCUGGGGCGGACCUGUCGACCCUUACAUCAACGUCAUGUUCCUUCCGAAAGAGGCUCCGGCCGACCAAGAUCCUGUCGUGAGUUUGGUCAUCUUUGAAUGGAAGGACGAGGACUUAAUUGGUGUCCGCGAAAGCCCAGAUGCCGAAAACAAAAUUGGCAUUUGUCAGGAGGCAUAUGUCCAGAAGAACUACUGUAACGAGACGGAUAUUGGCAAGUUCAUCAUUGAUCCGGAUGCCACCACAAAGUCGAAGAACAUGAUCGAGACGAAGGCUAUCCACCUCAAGGAGCCGCAGACGAUCAAGUACAUGAUUGGAAAGACUGGCUACUACUGUGUCCUGACCGAUAAGUUCUCCGCGGGCGAGUUCACUGCAAUUGUUGAGUUCCGUAAUGCCUACGGCGAGCUGCCUGCUACGCAAAUCCCGAAGCUGCCUUUCUAUGGAGGAAUCACCAUCCUCUAUGCGCUGGUUGCAGUGUUCUGGGGGUUUUUAUACUAUCAGCACCGACAUGAUAUUUUGCCGGUCCAAAACUACAUCACGGCUAUUCUCAUCUUUCUGGUUGUAGAAAUGUUAAUGACUUGGGGAUUCUAUGACUACCUCAACCGGAACGGCGCAAACAUCGGCUCCAAGGUGUUGCUGGUUAUAGUAGCGAUCCUGAAUGCUGCUCGUAACUCCUUCUCUUUCUUUCUACUGCUCAUUGUGUGCAUGGGAUACGGGGUCGUGAAGCAUACGCUUGGGCGCACCAUGAUCUGGGUGCGGUGGCUCGCAAUCGCUCACUUUCUUUUUGGACUUGUCUACGCAAUAACAAGCUUGCUGAUUACUCCAGACGCUGCAGGCCCAUUCGUGCUACUCAUAGUCCUCCCUCUCGCUAGCACCUUGACCGGUUUCUAUGUGUGGACUCUCAACUCCUUGAACUUCACUCUAAAGGACCUGCGCGAGCGCAAGCAGCAUGCCAAGGAAGCCAUGUACAGGAAGCUCUGGUGGUGUAUCUUGAUCAGCAUUUUCGUCAUCUUUGGCUUCUUCUUCUUCAACAGCUUCAGCUUCGCAUCCGUCAACGACCCCGACUACGUCCCCUUCCACUGGAAGUCCAGAUGGUUCAUUCUUGACGGUUGGCUGAACCUUGUCUACUUCGCCGACGUGGCUUUUAUCGCCUACGUCUGGAGGCCCACCGCCAACAACAAACGCUUCGCCAUGAGUGACGAGAUCGCCCAAGAUGAUGACGGUACGUUCACAAUGGCGGACAUUGGAGCGCCGGACGAUUCGGACGAUGACGAGGAAGCUCAAUUGGGCAAGGGCAACAACGAGGGGUCUCAGCCUGCAGGCCAUGCUGCUUCCUCGGGUAUGCCGGCGAGCAGUAUGCCGCAGCAACAGCCAGAAAGGCACGUCCCGCGCGAGUCUUUGGACGGCGAGACAAUCUUCGCCGUUGGAGAGGAUGGCGACAGAUUCUCUGACGACUCUGACGAGGAAGACGCCAAGUUGGUAAGCAAGAAAUAG
Messenger RNA from Colletotrichum graminicola M1.001, 1614 nucleotides. RefSeq lists its product as uncharacterized. Bases 1 to 1614 code for a protein of 537 amino acids. The transcript has 8 exons. The record is from RefSeq and is a predicted model, not a curated record. Gene Ontology annotation, biological process: retrograde transport, endosome to Golgi. Lineage: Eukaryota; Fungi; Ascomycota; Sordariomycetes; Glomerellales; Glomerellaceae. Gene Ontology annotation, cellular component: membrane; Golgi apparatus.